This is a messenger RNA of Parnassius mnemosyne (clouded apollo), 1536 nucleotides long. The record is from the annotation of a GenBank genome assembly. Lineage: Eukaryota; Metazoa; Arthropoda; Insecta; Lepidoptera; Papilionidae.
AUGAAAGUCUGGGAAAGAAUAAUAGAGAGAAGAAUGAGAGAAGAGUGUGAGAUAACACAAAACCAGUUCGGAUUCAUGCCCGGUCGAGGUACGACAGAUGCCAUUUUCGCAUUACGCCAAUUGUGCGAAAAGUACAAGCGCGUGCAUAAAGAUCUGCACAUGGUUUUUGUCGACCUUGAAAAGGCGUACGAUCGGGUUCCCCGUGAGGUCUUGUGGUGGGCGUUAAAGAUGAAAGGUAUGCCUGGGAAAUAUGUGAGGUUGGUCCGUGCUAUGUACAGAGCAUCCCGUACAUGUGUACGAUCUGCCGCGGGAACUACGGGCAGUAUCGAUGUGGCGGUAGGGCUGCACCAAGGGUCGGCACUGAGCCCUUACCUCUUCCUACUGAUUAUGGACGCUUUGACGUCGGACCUGCAGGAUGAGGCACCCUGGUGCAUGCUCUUUGCCGAUGACAUCGUGCUUGUCGGGGAAGAAGGCAUCGAGGUACAGAGCAGACUGACGGGGUGGCAACGGAGGCUGGAAAGUGUUGGCCUGAAGAUCAGCAGAUACAAAACCGAAUAUCUGUGCUGUGAUUUCGGCGGUCUUUCCAGUCCUGUACCCAUGUCGUUGGAUGGCGCUAUACUGCCUAUCUGCUCAGAUGUCAAGUACCUCGGUUCCCUCAUUCAAGGCGACGGCGGAAUAGAUAGAGCUGUGCAGCAUAGGAUUAACGCAGGAUUUAAGGCUGAACACAACAGACAAUACGCCAGUGAUGUGGAGCACGCUAAACGCUUGAACAUCUUCAGACAGAAUCUACGAUUCAUUAACUCUAAUAAUCGCGCGCGGCGUGGCUUUACUUUGUCUGUGAACCACCUGGCUGAUCGCACCGACGACGAGCUGGCGGCUUUACGGGGACUAAGAUACAAUGGAUCCAUACCUAUGGGUCUACCCUUCCCGUACGGAGAAUCCGAGUUGAAAGAGAUGCAAAUGAUACUGCCUCCCGAAAUUGACUGGAGACUGGUCGGUGCUGUCUCACCAGUGAAAGACCAGAUAGCGUGCGGUUCGUGCUGGUCGUUCGGAGCCAUCGGUGCUGUAGAGGGCGCGUUUUUCUUAAGCAACGGCGGCCACCUUGUUCGUUUCAGUGAACAGGCGCUCAUCGAUUGUUCUUGGGGCUUCGGCAACAAUGGCUGCGCCGGUGGCAUGCCAUUUUACGCUUACCAGUGGAUCAUGAAGCACGGUCUACCCACUGAAGAGGAUUAUGGCGGUUACUUGAAUGAGCUGGCAAUCUUUGAGCAUGGUCCGAUAUCGGUCGGGAUCGACGCUUCUCACAAGAGUUUCGAGUUCUACUCGCACGGAGUAUACUUCGAACCAAGAUGCAAAAACAGAAUAGAGGACUUGGACCACGCAGUCUUAGCGGUAGGGUACGGCACCCUCAACGGACUGAAAUACUGGCUCAUCAAGAACUCCUGGUCAAACCUGUGGGGCGACAAUGGAUACGUGCUCAUGUCCUCCCUAGACAACAACUGCGGUGUGGAAACUGUGCCCACCUACGUACUCAUUUAG